Molecule: messenger RNA, 216 nt
Organism: Aspergillus nidulans FGSC A4
Lineage: Eukaryota; Fungi; Ascomycota; Eurotiomycetes; Eurotiales; Aspergillaceae
Exons: 4
Coding region: 1-216 (71 amino acids)
Source: RefSeq, a predicted model, not a curated record
AUGCUCCUCGAGGAGGUUGCAAAGGCAGUCGACAAGCGCAGUAUAUAUGACGUCUUGUGCGGUGUUCCUGCUGGCUAUGUCUUCAAGUACGAAAAGAAAUAUACCAUCUUCUGUGCCCUCAUUAAUUAUCUUGUCAUCGUUGCUGUCGUUCUUGAUCUCAGUCAACCUGUUCACUUGCUGGAGGUCGGCAGCAAUUCCGCGCACGGCAAAGAAUAG